AUGCACGGAGGCAAUCAGUUGACAUUGUAUACAUUACGACAAGGAUUCUGGAUUAUCGGAGGUCGGAAUCUUGUAAAGAGUAUCAUUCGUCGAUGUGUGACUUGUGUUCGCGAACGUGCCGCAGUAGCUGCACACUUAAUGGGUAGUUUACCUGAUUUCAGAACUACCAAUAGUAGGCCCUUUACUCACACAGGUAUGGAUUAUGCUGGUCCCUUUCAAAUUCGUUUCGCUCCAGGUAGAGGUCAUAAAAUUUACAAAGGGUAUAUCGUUCUUUUUGUUUGUUGUGAUACAAGAGUAAUUCACCUUGAAUUAGUUUCAGAUUACACGUCACAGGGUUUUCUGGCUGCUUAUCAGCGUUUCGUAUCUCGUCGCGGUAUGCCGGCUCAUCUGUAUAGCGAUAAUGGCACGACCAUCCAGGAUGCUGAUCGAGAGCUAAGGCAGAAUCUAAAAAAAUUACGACGAGAUUCCGAUUUACUUUAUAAUUUAACAACUGAGGGCACUUCUUGGCAUUUUAUCCCACCUACGGCUCCUAAUUUUGGAGGUAUAUGGGAAGCAAGUGUCAAAAGUUUAAAGCAUCAUUUACGUAGAUGUGUAGGUGCUCACACUCUAACCUUUGAAAAGUUCAGGACUACACUCACUAGAAUUAAGGCGUGCCUUAACUCUCGCCCUAUUGGUCCAAAUUCCGACGAACCCGAUGAUUUUUCCUAUCUCACACUAGGUCAUUUUUUAAUAGAAGCUCCUCUUACGAAUCCUCCGGAACCCUCUGUCGAUUUGGUUCCAGAAAAUAGAUUAACUCGCUGGCAAAUUGUACAACGCAUAACUGAAAUGUUUUGGCGAAGGUGUAACGUGAAGUAUUUACAUUCUUUACAACAACGUUAUAAGUGGCAAGAUUCUUGUAAUAACCUUGAGAUCGGUUCAAUGGUACUUAUUAAACACGAUGUUCUCCCUCCAUCUAAAUGGCAGUUAGGUCGAAUUAUUAAAACCUAUGUGGCCAAAGAUGGCUUGAUUCGAAUAGUUCGAAUCAAGAUGGCCACUUCAGAGUACGACCGACCUAUAUCUAAAGUUUUUUCUUUACCUGUGUCAUCAGUGGGAGCUGCUGAGUGGUCAGACAACCAUAAAUGA
This is a messenger RNA of Belonocnema kinseyi, 1122 nucleotides long. RefSeq lists its product as uncharacterized. The transcript has a single exon. Gene Ontology annotation, biological process: DNA integration. Bases 1 to 1122 code for a protein of 373 amino acids. Lineage: Eukaryota; Metazoa; Arthropoda; Insecta; Hymenoptera; Cynipidae. Gene Ontology annotation, molecular function: nucleic acid binding. The record is from RefSeq and is a predicted model, not a curated record.